Molecule: messenger RNA, 300 nt
Organism: Marasmius oreades (fairy-ring Marasmius)
Lineage: Eukaryota; Fungi; Basidiomycota; Agaricomycetes; Agaricales; Marasmiaceae
Exons: 1
Coding region: 1-300 (99 amino acids)
Source: RefSeq, a predicted model, not a curated record
AUGUGCGGAUCACCACACGAGGGAAAUAGAGUAGCAGAGGCGGAUCUAACCCUGGACAUGAAUGCAGGUGCGGUAAAUGAGAUUCCUAGAAUUUCUGAAGAUCUUACAUAUUAUAUCUGUUGCACGUUCAAAAACAAUUUGACCCCCAUGUCGUCGAUAUUCGCCGUCAAAGAUCCACCCUCGCUCGUUCUCGCUCAUGAUUUUCUCAAUCUUAGCCCGAAAUUCAUCUGCUGGGGUCUCUUUCCACCUGGGCUCCCAGAAGUAACGGUCCAAGGAAAAAUGCGGAAGAUUCAAGAUUGA